Limulus polyphemus (Atlantic horseshoe crab) is the source of this 2714-nucleotide messenger RNA. Its product is annotated as cubilin-like. Gene Ontology annotation, cellular component: plasma membrane. The record is from RefSeq and is a predicted model, not a curated record. The transcript has 2 exons. The coding region runs from base 218 to 2629 and encodes 803 amino acids. NCBI's taxonomy places the organism in Eukaryota, Metazoa, Arthropoda, Merostomata, Xiphosura, Limulidae.
UCCCGCUGUAGACCGGCCGGCAGUCAGUUCUGCUCCGACAAGUAUAAUCAUCCUUAAGAUCGAAGAGAAUCGAUGCUCCCAAAGUAGCAAGUUGUUACUCCUCGUGACUGAUAUAAAUGUAACUUAGAGUGGUGGACUGAGACGAGACACGUUGGCGUGGCCACUCAAGUCUUGACUCCUGAACUGUGUCCUCGACAGCUCGUGCUAUCUUCUUAAAAUGUCUCUAUACUGCUACGUUUUGUCUCUUCUUCUCUUGUUAGGAGCGUCUGAGCUGGCUUCUGGAAAAGGAUGUAACAAGACGAUCAGAACAACUCGAGCGAUCCAAAGUCCCCGACUGACCCGACUAAACAGAAACCAACCAAUGACAUGCUUCUAUAAGUUUGUAAGCUAUGCUGAUCCGAAUAACCCCGGAGUGUUUGAGAUCACGUUCCGCUCACUACACAUUGGCCGCCAGGUGAACAAUUCUUUCUGCAGGAAAGGCUACCUACAGAUUGAAGAUGACCGCCUGCGAGAAGGACAUGCUGGUUACAUCUGUGGACGUAUUAGAAAGAGCCGGAUUUACUUGGCUCAUUCGGAGGUGGUGACGUUGAUGUUCCACACGGAGCGUUACACCCGUCACACUUUUUUUAAAGCUCACAGUUCUAUGUUGCCAGCCCAGUUCGCCAAAGAAAGACACAAAGAAUUGGCUGUUAAAAACCCCGGUAAACUGCUACUCGGUACAUAUUGCGACAGGUUAUUUUUCAAUUGUGACGGUCUCUGCGACGUCACGAGUCCUGGAUACCCUGGUUUUUAUCCCCGAAACGUUACUUGCCGAUAUGAGAUUGUUUUCAACACGACCGAUGCCAGAGUGACAAUAGGGGGGCACUAUUACGAUAAGUUUGAUGUUUGGGGAACCAAGGGUUUCCGUGGGAACCGUAUACUAAACUACUGUCCGUACGACUUCAUCCGAGUCUUCGACGGAGAAGAACAGGACAGUCCUAUGAUUGGUACUUUCUGUGGCAGGGGCAUCCUACCUCGGAUUGUAUCUCGCAAUCCAAGAAUCAUCGUUGACUUUGUAUCCUCGCCUGCAGGAAGCAUGAUAAGUGACGGGUUUUAUCUAUCAGUAGGGAAGGAGCGCCGCCUACCAGGAAGACCGGGUCAAGAAAUUGUGAAUCCAUCCUGCCAAUGGAAAUUUAUCAGCACUCAGGUUUCCCAGGGUUACCUUUAUAGCUUACGUCAUUGGUAUCCUCCUCGAACUCGCUGCACUUACAAACUCAGCGGCCGUCCUGGAGAGAAGCUCUGGGUACAUUUUAUUAGCUUCAACGUCCUACGAGGAAGUCAAUGUCGGAAUGUCUUAAGGAUCUUUAACUCCUCGUGGCAGAAUCAGUCAGCUCUAAUGGGGGAAUAUUGUGGUAAAAAUCGACCUAACGAAACCCUACUGUCCUCGUCAGAAAACUUGUUCAUUGAAUUUGAAAGCAUGGAAGGGUCAUUUGAUGGGUCACAGUUUGAAUAUUCUGUGUAUUUUAUGUUUGUGAACACAACACCUGCUGAAUCACGUGUUCCGAAUACCCUGUGCGAUCAGCUGUUUAAUAGUGAACUGGUUUCUUCUGGACACUUCCACGUCUUACCAAACAGGCUUGUGUUACGAAACUCCGAAGUUCAGUGUAGAAUUCAAUUCAUAGGAAAACCCUCUGAGAGGGUGAGGUUGACGUUACAAGAGGUGAGGUUCAAUCCACUGAGGCAGUGCAUUGGAAUUAAAGAGCCUAUAUGCACCCAGAGCGACUUCGAACUCACAGAUCAUUUGUCAGUAUUUGAUUCUGAUGGAUCUCAGCUUGGAUGUUUUUGUGCCGAUUUGUCUCGUGAUUUUCAGAUGGUCUCUGGAGGUUCCAAACUCUCCAUGGAGCUCAAGUUAUAUCAGUUACAUUAUCUGGCACAUAGGAUGGAUAAGUCUUUUGUCUUUACAGGCCAUUACCAGUUCUUGCAAGUAGGAUGCGGUGAGUUCUCUCAGAAAGGAAUUCAGGGAGAAUUGAACUUUCCUUUAGAGUCCAGCGAAACCCAAAAAGGUUUCCACUGUCGCUGGAAAAUUGAAACUUCUCCAGGAAGUUCCGUUAUGAUAAAACUUCCACACGUGGCUUUGUCAAGUAACUGUAACCUCACCAGCUUGAAGUUGUUCACAGCAGUUGAGUUAAAUAUACUUCAUGAAUUAUGUGGAAACCAUACAAAUAUCGAGCUUUUCCCACCCACGUGGCAAAAAAAGAAAAUUCCAAGUUCUGGAAGGAAUGAAAAUGUAGUCAUUCUUGAGCUUGUAUCUAGCUUUAAAUAUGUGCAGUUUCAGCUUCUCUGGACUGAACUCUGGCACCAUAAGGAUCCAGAACACCACUGUGAUCAUCUAUGUCCAGACAACAUGAGCUGCAUCUCUAAGUCAUUGCUAUGUAAUGGUGUGAUAAAUUGUCCCGAAACAAAUUUCUACGGGAAUCCGUUAGACGAAGCGCCAUCUCUCUGCCGCCAAAAGAACUAUAUUAUCCAAAGCAUUUUGGGAGUGUCAGCUGUCUCCAUAAUUUUGUUAACUGUCUCUUGUCUGGUUAUGUACGUUUGGCAUCGAAAAACUCUAACAAGUAAAGAUACGUUCACUAACUGUAAUAACAAUUAAAGUAGCAUUAUAAAAAAAUUACACUUAAUGUAUAUAACUGUCUAAGAAAUUUUUGUUUUGUAUAUUUUUUUAGUUGUUGUUUUGU